UCGAGUUGGGACUCUAGUGGUGCUAAAGUCGAACUUAAUCACUCUGUUUCUCUCGUUACCGUUCUCUAUCUAUGCCCAUCUCUUCAGGUGUGAUAUGCAUCUCAAAAUUCUGAUACUAUUAGAAUAAAAUUGAAAGGAAGAAUAAAUAUUUGGAGUGUUUGAUGGUACCAUUUUACUGGAACUCAAUCAUCAAAGGCAAUGGCAAACAAACAGCACAACCACAAUGAUAACAACAAGGAGCUUCAACCACUCCUUGUGCUUGGUCCUCCUUUCAUGUUCCCAACCUUUGAAGCUCAAAACCUUCACAACUACCGUUUCCUCAAUGCCUUUUCCUCCCAAAUCCCUCUCCACCAAUUCCUCGCCGAGCAAAACGUUGACCCUUCAUCCAUUCAAGCCAUACUCUGCAGCCCUCGCCAGAAGAUCUCCGCAGACGCCAUCCGGCUCCUCCCAUCACUCAGCCUCAUUGUGACCACUAGUAAUGGAACCCGCCACAUAGACUUGGCUGAGUGCAGCUACCGUGGCAUUCAGGUUGCCUCUAUUCCAGGAGAUCAAUUAGCCGUGGAUGUUGCUGACAUGACUGUGGGGUUGUUGAUUGAUGUCAUGUGGAACAUUUCUGCAGCUGAUCGACAUCUUAGGAAAUGGGGUCCUUCUAAGCCCUGCAAUCUUUCUUCUGGUUCCAAGCUAGAAGGCAAGCGAGUAGGCAUUGUUGGAUUGGGAAAAAUUGGCAGAGAAGUUGCUAAAAGGCUGGAGGCCUUCGGCUGCAGAAUUAUGUACAAUUCAAGAAACCAGAAGCCAUUUGUCUCGUACCCUUUUUACUCUAAUGUUGUUGAGCUUGCUGGUAAUAGUGAUGUCCUUGUGCUUUCUUGCUCAUUAAAUGAGCAAACAAGGCACAUAGUCAAAAGGGAAGUGAUGUUGGCAUUGGGGAAAGAAGGAGUUAUUGUGAAUAUUGGACGUGGAGAUCUAAUUGAUGAAAAGGAAUUGGUGAGAUGUUUGAUGGAAGGGGAGAUAAAGGGUGCUGGCUUGGAUGUGUUUGAGAAUGAGCCUAAUGUUCCCAAAGAGCUCUUUCCUUUGGAUAAUGUUGUCCUUUCACCUCAUGCUGCUUCAUUGACUUCACAUCGUAUAUAUGAUGUUUGUGAACGUGUAGCAGAGUGUCUUGAAGCAUUCUUUUCAAGUAAACUACCGGAGUACCCUGGUCUUGGAUGACUAAAUUCAUCUUUAAGGGCAUUUGUAUGAGACUGAGUUAUGAUCUUCUUCUCUCUCUCUCCUUUAUCUAUAUUUAUUUCACAAGUAGUUAACCAUGUUAAGAAGUAAUUAAAAUGUCUAAUAAAAGUUAAUUACUUGUGAAUCAAAAUUAAUCAUAUUUAUAUAUUUGGACAUGGGAUGUACAUUUGAAAAAUGUACAACUAUCAAUAUUCUAUUAUCUAUUACACUUAUCACUUUUUCUUU
Molecule: messenger RNA, 1446 nt
Organism: Glycine soja
Lineage: Eukaryota; Viridiplantae; Streptophyta; Magnoliopsida; Fabales; Fabaceae
Product: glyoxylate/hydroxypyruvate reductase HPR3-like
Exons: 3
Coding region: 199-1203 (334 amino acids)
Cellular component (GO): cytosol
Molecular function (GO): hydroxypyruvate reductase [NAD(P)H] activity; NAD binding; glyoxylate reductase (NADPH) activity
Source: RefSeq, a predicted model, not a curated record